Messenger RNA from Paramuricea clavata, 493 nucleotides. The record is from the annotation of a GenBank genome assembly. Lineage: Eukaryota; Metazoa; Cnidaria; Anthozoa; Malacalcyonacea; Plexauridae.
AUGAAUCAAAUGAGUUCGAAAAUACUUGAGUUAGAGGAAGCGCAAGAAGAUCUUAAAUUAUAUUCUCGAAGGGAUUGCCUGGAAUUCCAAGGCGUACCCGAAAUGCCAAGUGAGAAUACUGAUGAGUUGGUUACUGAAAUGUGUAAGUUAAUUGCAGUCGACAUUCAACCUUCAGAUGUCUCAGUGAGUCAUCGUUUACCAUCUAGAAAAAGUACUACGCCUCCAAUAAUUGCUAAAUUUACUAGAUGCUGUAUACCAUAAUAAAGGUCGUCUGAGAGGUCUCAACUCAUCAAAUUUUGUUGGUAUUUCGCAAUCAGUGAAUAAAUUAUAUAUAUUUAACGAAAGCUUGACACCUAAAGCCAAGGAGCUAUUUUAUAAAGUGAGGGAAUUCCCAUAUGGCAAGUCCUAUGUGAAGAAAACUGAUACUAAUGCUGCUGUAUCAUUCAAAUCAAUGAAGGAGUUUGAGUUGUUCAGUGCAAAUUUUACACCCUAG